Podarcis muralis (Common wall lizard) is the source of this 2265-nucleotide messenger RNA. It is a transcript of the gene PTCD3, whose product is annotated as pentatricopeptide repeat domain 3. Gene Ontology annotation, biological process: mitochondrial translation. The record is from RefSeq and is a predicted model, not a curated record. Gene Ontology annotation, cellular component: mitochondrion. Gene Ontology annotation, molecular function: rRNA binding; protein binding; ribosomal small subunit binding. NCBI's taxonomy places the organism in Eukaryota, Metazoa, Chordata, Lepidosauria, Squamata, Lacertidae.
CUGGGAAGGAGGCAUAAUGUGCAGGCCCUGCUCAGGAAAUGCAGCCCUUCAGAAAAAAUCACCUAAUCUUGAAGUUGACGAAGGAAUUAUUUCUCUUCCAAGAAAGAAAACCUGGGAUAAGUUAGCAGUUCUUCAAGCUCUUGCAUCAACUGUAAAGAGGGAUCCCACAGCUCCUAACUACAUGUUUCAAGACGACCCAUAUCUUAUUCCUCGAACCACUACUGAGUUUCGUUUAUUUUCCUUAUCAAAAGAAUCUGGGGAAAAUGCAGCCAGAUAUAUUCUUGACAAACAUCCUAACCUUUUUGAGAUUGACAUAGCUGAACCUCAUGUACCGUGUCUCAUGCCAGAAAAAUUGCCAUUGCAACUUGAAGAAGUGGGUGAGGAUGCACUUAAGUAUCAGAUCCGUUUCAGAAAACUAAAAGCUUCGGUGGACAUGUAUGAUCAACUCAUGCAAGCAGGAACUUCAGUAUCUCUGGAGACAUCAAACAGCCUUCUUGAUCUCCUAUGUUUUUAUGGCGAUAGAGAACCUGAUCAGCUGAACUCUACUGAAAAUAACAGCAAAUUGGAACAACUGGAGGAAGCUUCAGAAGAAAGGAAAAAAAGGAGAAACUGGCAGAAUGGGAACCGUGGGCUUAAGUGGCGGGAGAACAAUAACGCUGAAAGAAUAUUUAACCUAAUGCCAGAAAAAAAUGCACAUUCGUAUUGUACAAUGAUCAGAGGAAUGGUGAAGCAUAGAGCAGCUGCAAAAGCUUUUGACAUGUACACUGACUUAUUGAAUAACAGGCUUAAGGCUGAUGUGCACACCUUCAAUGCGUUAAUCGUCGCAGCUUCAGAAGUACGGGAAAAGUACACUGAAAGAUGGGAACUUGUUGAAGACUUGCUGAACCAAAUGGCUCAACAGAAGAUACAGCCAAAUCUGCUCACUUUUAAUUCUGUCCUGAAGACUCUACGGUGGUGUGGUGCCUUUGGCAAGAGUAUGGCCCUUCGCACACUAAAUGAGAUGAAGGCACUAAAUAUAGAGCCUAGCCUUGCAACCUUUGACCAUCUUCUUGGCAUCUUUUAUAAACCAGCGGCAUCUUCUCGAGGCGAAACAGAAAUGAUCUAUGAAGUAAUGGAUGAGAUUAAGGGAAAGCGUUUUUACCCACAGGACCCAGACGAUGGCAACUUUUUUCCAAGUGCCAUGAAAAUAUGCCUCGACCUCAAGGAUAUUCAGCUCGCCUAUGAGCUACAUAACAUGCUGGAGACAGCAGAGAACAGGAAAAUGUUGGGAGACAUUGGCCAGCAGACUACUUACUGUGGAAGGUUUUUUACCUUGUUGUGCAUGAUGGAACAGCUUGACGUUGUAAUGAAGUGGUAUAAAGAAAUGGUCCCAUCAAUGUUUUACCCAAACUCUCAAGGGAUGCUGGAUCUUCUUUAUGCAUUGGACACAGCGAACCAUUUGGAAAUGAUUCCCCAGAUUUGGAAAGAUAUCAAGCAGCUUGGACAUGGCCGCAGACCUGCUAUGACAGAAGAGGUUCUGGCCCUCAUGGCCAGAGAUAAGCAGCCCCCAGAGACUCGAGUAGCAUUUGCUGACUGUGCUGCAGAUAUAAAAUCUUUCUGUGAGGCACAGGAAAGGAGACAAACAACCCUAGAAUGGACAGCCACUUCACUGGGUAAUUGUACUAUAUUGUUUGCCAGGGCUGGGCAAAUGCAGGAAGCCUGGAACAUGCUGGAGCUGUUUAAGAAACACAAUCGAAUCCCCAGUGAUUUGGUGAUGGAUGAAGUCUUGAAUUGCAUUAAGCAAAGCAAAGAGCCAAGUCAGGCCCUUGACCUGGUAAAGUUUGCUGCAGACUUCAGCUUACAAUCAACUUCAAAGCUUGCCAGGAGAGCUCUGGAAGAAUUUCAGCUCUCUGAAGAGCAAAGGAAAGUUCUGGCUGAUAUGACAGCAGAAAGCAGUGACAACAGUGAUGGUGAAUAGAUACCGGGAAGGAACCCCUUUCUCUUUCCUGAAAAAAGGGAUGCCUCUGAUCUGGCAUGUGGCAGUCAAAAUGGCUAUACUGGACUUUGCCUGGUUGCUAGUUUUACAUUCACUGUCCUGAUUGCUGACUAAUCCAUACUGGGCAUCUGUACUCAGGCAUGUCCUGUGUCGGAGAGACUUGACCCCUUUGCAUGUCACCUUACUCUGGAAAGCUAGAAUUUCCUACCUGCAACAGAGGAGCAGACCAAAAAGACAGUAAUUCCAUUGCCUCUACAAAAAUGGUUAAAAAUAAAGCGUAAUACAGUUUU